GUAGGGUAUAACUGACAUUAACCCUUCAAUAUCAAUUUGCUAUUUCUGUCAAAUCAAAGCAAGCGUCGAUCGAUUUCUGUCAAAAUACACGUCGUCGUGGCGAUUUCGAUUUCGAAUGAGAAGCAAUAAGCUUUUCUAUUUCUAUGUGCCACAAAUCAUUGCUCACAGUCGCCGAUGACUUGAUCGGACCUCCUUACCGGAACGGAAAAUCUCUCUCAUCUCUCGCUCUAGCUCUCAAACUGUUUUACGCGUGUAUUUCCAGAGAUUUCUUAGGGCACGGAAUCCAAAGGAGAUGCAUCUUCUUCGCCUGUUAAUCGGACGCUAAAAGGCAAGAACAAGAUGCAUAAACAAAACGAGGAUACUAUGGUAUCAAUCUUAUCGGGGACUAGUAAUGCCAUUUCAAAGAAGGUAAAGUCACAUAACAAGGAGAUCAUUAUCUCACCAACUCUUAGUGGCAUAAUUGAACUAGAUUCGGAGGACUCUGAUUCCUAUAAUGGCAAAGAUUACAUAGAUUUGUCUUCUGAAGACCAUGAUUCCGAAUAUGCGUACCUAACUUUCCAAUCUCAUUUUGAUAACAUAGAUUUUCCUACCGGAAUGGAAUCCUCCAAUCCAUGGUUUCUGGAUUAUGUCAAGAUGACUUCCUCAGCUGGAUUCACACACCCUGUACAUGCAAUGCUUUCCCCAUCAAAGGUAGAUCUUGGAUACGAAAGGGGUAAAAACGUCUUUUGAGACUGCUUAAGUCACAAAAAGAACACCUGGUUAUUAUAUUGUAUUCGUUUCUCAUCAUAUUCGAUUUCAGACGUUACAUAUUUUGUACCAUUUAUUUCUAUGUCAUGUUGAGUAAGUUCUAACUUAUAUCAUAUAUGUGUCUGUGUUUACGUGUAUGUGAAAUAAAAGGCCUCACUUUACUCAA
Molecule: messenger RNA, 913 nt
Organism: Lactuca sativa (garden lettuce)
Lineage: Eukaryota; Viridiplantae; Streptophyta; Magnoliopsida; Asterales; Asteraceae
Source: RefSeq, a predicted model, not a curated record